This is a messenger RNA of Esox lucius (northern pike), 4908 nucleotides long. It is a transcript of the gene slc25a14, whose product is annotated as solute carrier family 25 member 14. Lineage: Eukaryota; Metazoa; Chordata; Actinopteri; Esociformes; Esocidae. Gene Ontology annotation, biological process: mitochondrial transport. Bases 212 to 1072 code for a protein of 286 amino acids. The record is from RefSeq and is a predicted model, not a curated record. Gene Ontology annotation, cellular component: mitochondrial membrane. The transcript is spliced from 9 exons.
CGAAACUUCCGGUGUCCUCAGUUCCUGUUUUGGUGUAAAUCCGCUAGAAAUGAAAAGCUACUAUAGCGGCUACGUAGCAUAAUAAGUUUGUGCAGUUUUAUUUAUUAAGUUGAACCAUAUCGAAAACAUGGAAUCCAAAAUAAAAUAGCAGAGAACAACUUGCAGUCACAUUACAGCCGGUCUCCAUCAGGUAGAAGCGGCCACCAACGAAAUGGCCAACCUGAACUGGAAACCAUUUAUCUACGGAGGGAUGGCCUCUAUUGUCGCAGAAUUCGGAACGUUCCCCAUAGACCUGACUAAGACACGACUUCAGGUGCAGGGCCAGUCCCAGUACAUGGAGGUGCGCUAUCGGGGCAUGUUCCAUGCUCUGUUCAGGAUUGGCAAGGAGGAGGGCAUCAAGGCAUUGUACUCUGGGAUCUCUCCAGCUCUCCUGAGGCAAGCUUCCUACGGGACCAUCAAGAUUGGCACCUACAACACCCUGAAGAGGCUAUUUGUUACCCAUCCGGAGGAUGAGACUAUGGUGAUCAAUGUAUUCUGUGGAGUGGUGUCCGGAGUCCUCUCCUCCUCUCUGGCCAACCCCACAGAUGUUGUCAAGAUCCGCAUGCAAGCCCAGGGCAGUCUUUUACAAGGAAGCAUGAUGUCCAACUUCAUUAACAUCUACCAGACUGAGGGAACCCGUGGCUUGUGGAGGGGUGUCAUCCCUACUGCUCAGCGGGCAGCCAUCGUCGUGGGAGUGGAGCUUCCUGUCUAUGACAUUACUAAGAAGCACCUCAUCAAGUCUGGCACCAUGGGAGACACCAUACUUGCACACUUCAUUUCCAGUUUUACGUGUGGCCUGGCAGGGGCCCUAGCCUCCAACCCAGUGGACGUGGUGCGCACGCGUAUGAUGAACCAGCGAGUGCUGUCUGGGAACCCCAUGUAUAAAGGCACGCUGGAUGGACUGAUGCAGACCUGGAAAAACGAGGGAUUUUUUGCCCUUUACAAGGGCUUCUGGCCAAACUGGCUGCGUCUGGGGCCAUGGAACAUUAUUUUCUUCAUCACGUUCGAGCAGCUGAAAAAACUCCCCUUAUAGUUGAAACCUGAAGGGGCCAGUCCUUUGGCCUGGUGUGUGUUGGGCUUGGGGAACGCCACUCCAGCUGUUGGUCCCCAUCACAUUCACAAUCUCCUCCUUGGCCACCCAAUCCCUCAGCACGCUCCUUUAAGUUAUUUUAGUUGUAUUUAUUCUUUUGGUGCAGCUUUUCAAGUUAUCUUUUUAAACAUUUCCUCAUAGUCAUACCCCUGAAAUACCCAUGAUGGCAGCUAAAGCUGAAUAACAGAAGACUGUUUUGGCCAGAAGGAAUUUGCUUGGUAUGCUGACUGCCAACUUGCUCCCAUUUUAUAGUGAGUUUGUAGGAAAGCAGGACUCUCCUUUUGGGUGGAACGGGAGCUCUACUCGGGCUUAGAGAUAAGAAAUGGGUUUCUAAUUGUGUGGGACUAGUUUUAACCCUGUCUCCGCACUGCAUGGGACAUGCAAGAGAAGGACGAUGUCUGUUAAAUAUUUCUGAUUCGGGCAUUGCUUGUCUGGUCUGACAUUUUAAUGUCUUCACUGUUUUAGGCAGAGCUAGCUUAAAGAUGGAGUCUGUGAUAUUUUUUUUGGUUUUUGUUACUGGAUGUUUAUGUGGCGUUGACGAGCUGAAAAUGUUGUACCACAGUAUGUUGUGCAUGUGGCUAUUAGUGUCCCAUGACAUGCGCUCGCCUACCAACUUUUUUCAACUUUCAUGGCUAACUGAGGUAUAAUAAUGAUUGGGCUUAUAGAUUGUGCAUAUAUUAACAACAUAUUACACAUCAGCCCAAAAUUUAGGUUUUUAUAAACAAUUCCUAAUUGCAGAAGUCCCAGACUGCAGCUUUAAUUAUAGGCUAAGUUCUUUUCAAAGGUAAUCUAUUAAUGAAUUACUUAGUAAGUAAAGGUUACAAUAGGUGCUGUUUAGUCUGUUAGAGGAACUCAGGACAGGAGUUCCUCUAUGAAUAUAGCCAGUAAAAUGGGAUUUGGGACUCAUUACUUGAAUUUAGUUUGUUGUCGAACCAAAGCCACCGGUGGGAACCCCGGAGUGACUGGGCUUUAGUUACAUUUCACCACAGUCCCCCACCCCACAAGAACAACUGUUGUUGUUGCACCCACAAUUCCUCAAUGUUGGUUGAUGUUUUGUAAGGCUGUUGGGUCCUCUCCAAGUCCCUUGCCUUAAUGCAGAGGUGUGUCUAGAACACAGGGCAUGCAUGGUGUAAAGAAUGUACAGAGACAUACGCACAUAAUAAGGUAGUUACGGUGUAUUAUAACAGGCGUGUUUGAGUUGAGCAUUGAUGUACAGUGCUUUAGAGCCAUAAAACCUCUAGCCCCAGCCCCAAGAUCGUUGUGCUCAAUUCAGAAUCCAUGUCAGAAAUUGAUUCACACUGUUUUUACGGGAGGAAUAUUCUCUAGAGGGAAUUUGUUAUUGCUACUAGCUGAAAGAAUAGGUUAUUAUUUAGGAACAUUAUAACAACUUCUCUCCUACCUUUUUGUCAUUUCCUAUUGUUUUUGUGGCUAAGUGAAAACUGAAGGGAAACGUGUCAGAACUUCCUACUUUUCUAUACUCAAAGGAAAGAGAGAAAUAGCUAGACAGUUAAACUAUUGUUUUAAAUUUUGCCAAGCAGUUUGUUUUUUUACUAGUCCAAGUAAAAUAGAAUGCUGGUUACUGGUGGUUAUGGGGAAGCUUAUGCGAAUUGUAGCCUAUGACCCGAGGCAGAGCUAGAGCUGAGCCUGCCUGCCUCUCUGCCCACACACAUUGCUUGCUUCCCCGCAGCUCAACCUCCGAUGUCAGCUGUGUGCCAGGAGUGGCACAUCCUACCCACUACUGAAGAACAGAACCCUAGGUCCCUUGCUGCUCUGCGCCCCCACUGCUGCUACUAUUCUGCUUAUUUCAGUAGCCUGUCAAUUUAGUAGACCCCGGAAUGUGUGUCAAAGUCACCAGUGAUAGUCCAUGUGGAGUCUUAUGUCAUGAAAAUAAGGGCUUGAGUACUGCAAGACUCUAUUAGCUUUUAUUUAUUUUAAUUUAUUUUUUGCUUUGAGUAAAGCCCUGAAUGGAAACGGCCUGUGGAUCUGGAUUAUAAGGGCUGUAGUGCCUAAGUGUGCUUUUUCUGUAAUUGGGCAAUACCUUACUGCUUUUACCAAGCACUGUCUAGUGAUGGGUCAAUUGGCAAAGUACCAGAAGAACUGCACUGUAAAAUACUUACUCAAGCCUUACUUUCAUGAUUGUUACUCUAAUCUGGCAGUUUCUGCUUCUCUGCCUCACCAUACCCCAGGGCCAUGUACAGUUUAUUUCUAUUAGAAUGCUUUUUUUUCAUCGACAUUUCCAGAUUGUGUUAAUGUAUUUAUGGAUGUUAGGUUUCAGACGUGGGUGUUAUAUGGUAUGAAAUCAUUUGAAACAGACAUUCUAUUUCUUUAGGUUUGAUGAUAUUAUAGAUCAUGCUUAAUGUUUAACUGAGCCGUCCUUCAGCUUUUCUCUUUUUCUCUACCAUGAUGAUGAAAUCCCCUCACAGAGGAUCUUACAGUACUUAACAGGAACAUGGUGUGGGUUAUCCAUGUAUGUUUCCAGGCCGUAGUCAGGGCCCUAACUAUUCUCUGACCACAGUGGUACAGUAGCCAAGGAUAUUGAUUCCAACAUUCUUUCAGGUUAAGGGGACAUGCCUGUAGACAGGAUGUCUGACUACAUCAAGUUGUUUACAGUCCAUACUUAAAAAUAAAAAACAUAACUGCUUGCCUUUCUACUUAUGUUUGAGCUGACUUUACACAGAACAUUCUUUGUUAGCUGAAAUAUAACCACUUCCUUGUUUUCUUUUACUCAAAGAACUGCCUUCUCUCCGUGUCAAACACCUUGCGUCCUCUCAUUGUCUUUUUAAAAUCCAUUGGGUGAGUAAGCAAGAGGAUGUUCCGUGAUGACAAGUAUGACAUUCAGAAAAGGCUCAUGUCUUGAAGCCCAAGAGAAUUGUGGUUGUAAAAGGAAUGCAUUUAACCACAAAAAAGCAGACUUUAUAUUGGACAAAAUAGGUAUGAAGUAAGCAAGUCUUUUCUCCUUUUUUCAUGUAUGGACUGAAAACAUCUCAAUCUAAUCAUACUUCCACCCAGACAGACGUGCCUAGACCCAAACAUAUGGAGAAGUCCUUGGCAAAGUGUGACAGAGGAGACAUUUUGUUUAGAGAAUUCUCUCCAUUAAUUAGUUUUGGUAGAAUAUAAAUUAAUCUGUUAAAUAUUUUUCUCAUGCACAUUUAUUGUUACUGUAAAAGGCUAUUCUAUUGGCUAAUACACUAUUGAAAAAUAUCAAUUAAAAGGCUAUUUUCUAUAUUUAUUGGGUCAAAUUUCUUUCCAAAGCUUUAUUUAUUUUUAUUUUUUUAAAUGGCCUAAACAUGUUUGGUUUUCCUAUAUGAAUUUAACAAAAUAUACAAUCUGUCAAUCUUGAACCUGUUUUCCGAUUACUCACCAAUGCAGAGUGAUAUACUUCCAUUCUCCCAUUCCUUUUUAAACACAUGGCUGUAAAAUGUUGGCUGUAAAAGAUCUUUUGCCCGAUGCUAUGUUAAUUAUAUUUUUAUGACAGUAAAUUAAUUAAUUUAUAUUUUCAUGAUCCUCUAUAGCUGUGUGACUGAUGCUGGCUGGAACACUGUUUGGUCUCAGUCAAUUAUUUUAGGCUGUCAUUUCCUUGUCGUUUGCUGUUUGGCCAAAGGUCUGUUGAUGUAUUUACAAUCAUUUGUAAUACUUUUGCUUGUUUAUUGCAUUUAUUGAACAGUUGGUUAAUUAAUGUGUAAACAGUUUUCAGUGACAGAUUGGAUUUGGCUUUGUAUAAAAUGUAAAUAAGUAAAUGUACACUCCAAAAUAAAAUCUAUCCACUGAUGGUUGUGAUA